AUGGAUUUCUGCUAUAAUAGACUGAUGGGAAACGGCACAGUUGCCAGUAAAUUCAAGUUGACUAACAAGGUGCAGUCAAACCAGUCGAAUCUCAGAACACCCAUUGCCCCAAAGAGAAGUUUCGAGGAAGAUGAGAGCACCACAGUUUUUGAAACCACUACUUCCACCACCACCACCAACACCAACACCACCACCACCACCUCCUCCUCCUCCACCGAAAGCAACGACAGAGAGACCGAACCCACACAAGAAAAUGCAGAAAAUUCCUCAACUCAUCAUCCCAGCAAUUGUAACCGUUGCUACAGAUUGAAGAAAAAGUGUACUAGGGCAAUUCCCAAGUGUUCACAUUGUGAAAGGACCGGAUCACAAUGUGAAUAUGUAGAUAGGACCAAGAAAAGAAAGAAAUCGCUGGAUGGUGUAAUACAGCUGGCCAAAUCGGAUGGUCAGCUUAUCCACAUUGCCAGCGCCGAUGCAACGCAGAAUGAGGUGGAUGCUCAUAAGUUAAUAUCCGUAUCGUCAUUACUCAUUGCCGAUCAAAGUGAUGAUCAAGCCAAAAAUAGGGAGAAGCUGAAACACAAAAAGAUUGCCACUGCUGCUUUAGCUUCGUCAGCGCGUAGGGCUUUGGAAAAAGAGAAGGAGAGUAUGGACAAAAUCAACUACAAAACUACUCAAGUAGCGACGCAAUCCAACAUUCAAGAGGAGUUUAUUACCAUGAAGGAGAUCAAAGAUGACAGUUUACCCUUGGCGUUUGCUCUCAACUAUUUCAACAAUUUUGGUCACAAGUACCCGUUCAUCAAUAAGGAUUUGUUCUUACAGAAGUUGAAGAAAAUUGAUUUCUCCAAGGACUCCAUUGUGAAUUUGGAUAUUUACUUGCUUUUGAGUAUUGGGUGUAUUUUGUAUGAUGCAAAGACGCAAACAUCUCAUUACUCGGCUUACUUCAAAACAAAAAGCAUUUACAGUAUUAUAGAUGUUUUGGACUUGUCGUUCAGAAAGUACAACCAGGACAAUAUCCAUCUUUUGCUAUUAUUGUCAAUUUAUGGUCUAACAUCAUUGAACAACGAGAUGGUGUGGAACUUGAUUGGGUUGCUAAACAGAGCAGUUUUGAAAUUCGAUUUGUUCAAAAAGCUUGACGAUGUACUGAUUGAGCGAGUAUUUUGGUCCAUACACAAUUUAGACAAGGAGAUCAGUGUUGUUGCUAAUAAACCGUCGCAGUUUCCCCGGUACGCUUAUAUUGAAGAAAAGGACAUUGACACUGCACUUUAUGAGGAUGAGAACUUAUCGCUUGUCAACUAUUAUAUCGCUCUCGGUAAGAUUCAGGACUCGUUAGCGGAUGCUGUUUUGUCACAUUCGAGUGAAAAUCUCACCUCCAUAUCCAGUAGCAUAGGGAGCUGGGUUUCAACCUUUACCAAAGACAUAAGUCUAAAAUACGUAUCGCAACCAAGUUUGCAAGAACUUAUACCGUGGAUCAAUAUUCAAAGUUAUUACAUGCAAACAGUGAUGGACCAAGUGUCUACCACCAAGAGCUUUCAGUUUCCAUCAAAUUUUAUAUUUCACUCCUUCACAUCAUUGAUAUCUGCAUCGGACAAGUCACUAGGGUCGAAUGACAAGCUUAAUACUAAGGUUGCCAUUGUGGCAUCUGGCAUCUGGUAUGCACAACUAUUUGAUGUUAUAAGAUACAGCACUGACUCCUUGAUCCAUUUUCUAAAAGCAAGAGAUCCAGAACUAUCUUAUAAAAUAAGAGAAUUUAAUGAAUUUCUACAGCAGGAUUUGAAUUUGUUAAAGUAUAUAAGAGGGUUCCAGUCUUUACUUCACUUGGAGGGCUAUCAAAAAUUGUCUACUAAAGUGAAUGAAACGAUUGAGAUUUUGGAAAACUUGGGUAUAGUUUUGCUUGGGUUUGAUGAAGAAGGGGAUAACUCAGGUGUGCUUGGGAUUCUUGAAAACGUGAAACGCAAGGUGGGAAAUUCUUUUUAG
Lodderomyces theae is the source of this 1971-nucleotide messenger RNA. RefSeq lists its product as uncharacterized. The coding region runs from base 1 to 1971 and encodes 656 amino acids. NCBI's taxonomy places the organism in Eukaryota, Fungi, Ascomycota, Pichiomycetes, Serinales, Debaryomycetaceae. Gene Ontology annotation, biological process: regulation of DNA-templated transcription; DNA-templated transcription. The record is from RefSeq and is a predicted model, not a curated record. The transcript has a single exon. Gene Ontology annotation, cellular component: nucleus. Gene Ontology annotation, molecular function: zinc ion binding; DNA binding; DNA-binding transcription factor activity, RNA polymerase II-specific.